Messenger RNA from Rana temporaria (common frog), 1806 nucleotides. Its product is annotated as transmembrane protein 180-like. NCBI's taxonomy places the organism in Eukaryota, Metazoa, Chordata, Amphibia, Anura, Ranidae. The coding region runs from base 136 to 1524 and encodes 462 amino acids. The record is from RefSeq and is a predicted model, not a curated record. The transcript has 7 exons.
CAGUGACUUCCGCGUUGUGUUGGAAGACGGCUGAAGCGUUCAGGUUGCGAGGGGCAACAGGCUGGUGGGGGCUUCCCGAGCAUUGUGUGCAGGAGGAGCCGCGUGCCCCAUAAGUGGUGGUAGUGAACUGUAAGCAUGAUGUUACCCUUCAGAAUUAACAGGCUGGCUCUGGCCUACUCCAUGACCACAUUAGGAGCUGGAAUGAUGAACCAUAUAUUUAAUUUUUAUUACGUGAAGCUGUUUCUUGACCGCUACAAAAUAUCAGAGGGAGCUUUUCAUCAAGCUCAGGUUGUGUUCAUGAUCUGGAAUGCCAUAAAUGAUCCUUUAUUUGGGUACAUACAAGACAAUUCAAAGUCAGACUUCUGCUCUAUACGCCGCAGGUCCAUCUUAUUUGGAGCACCAUUUUAUGCUUUGGCCUUCCUAAUACCUUGGUUUCCCUGGAAAGACUACUCAGAAGGUGAAUGGCUUAGUGGCAUCCAUCUUGUUGUAGCACUGUGUGUGUUUGAUGGCAUGCUUACCUUUGUUCUGCUUGCCCAGUGUGCCCUGUUCACUGAGAUUUCAACGAAGCAUGAAAGCCGCCUUGAACUCAUAAAAUACAACCAGUUGGCUUCGCUGCUGGGCUCCUCAAGCAUCCUCUUUUGUGGACUUGUCUCGGAUAACAUGGAGAACAUUCCAAGAUUUCAGACCUUCACCUUGGGUUUGGCGGUACUGUCCACUGCAUGCAUGUGUUAUACCGGUGUGUUUGGGGUGACCCAGUACGAGCAGAAGUUUCUGGAGGGCAAGAGCCGCUCAGACACCCCACUCUCCUGGUCCUCUGUUCUGACUCUCACUAAGCAGAUCCUCACUCAAAAAAACUUUCUUCUAUUUGUGUCUAUGAACUUUUUUCAAGUUUUCCAUGCCACUUUUUGCAGUAACUUCAUGAUGAUAUUCGCUGAUAACCUAAUUCCCAAAGAUGCUCUUCCUUCUUUUAUAAGAAGCAUCAUGUAUGGAGCUGGAUUUUUAUUUCCUCAGUUUCUUGUGCUGAUCAGUCACUCAUUACUACUAAACAUUGGUUACUACAAGGUGAUCCUAUGGGGAUUCUAUGUGGAAGUCAUUUCAGCAGUUCUGAUGCUUUUAAUAGGACCUCAGCAUUACUAUAUUCUAGCCGCAUUCCUUGUCACUAACAUGGUGUUGGUGUAUGCCUCAUUUAGUUUAUUCAAUCUGCCACUAGCUGAUAUUGUGGAUGCUGAUCUUGCUAACUACAAGCGCAAGUCUCCUUUGUCUUCAAUGGUCUUUGGAACAAAUGCUCUAUUCACAAAGCCUGCUCAGUCUCUGGCACCCAUGUUUGUUGUCAGUAUACUUAAUCAGUAUGGAUAUGAACAUCUAACCAGCAAAGCUGACCAGCCAGAUCCCAAUCUGUUUUUAGGUCUCCAUGAUGCAAUGUUCUACCUGACGUGUUUGAUCCCUCUCUGUAUAGCCGCUGUACAGAUCUUCAUUUGGACCCCGUUCUCCAUCCGGAGCAGUCAUGUUACAGAUUCAUACUGAGCGAUUGAAGCAAUAGUUUAUGAACACUAAGUACAAUGUGAUAGGAAUAGUUUGGUGCCUUUUUAUAAUGUUUAUUUCUAAUAACUGCCUGGUAAGCAGUUUUUGGUUGUUUAUUCUAUAUUUUCCUCUGCCUGCCAAAUUUUAGAGAAAAUCUCUCGCUGAGCACUAUCUACAUUGGAACUAGCUUCACGGCAUAAACCCUGGGCAAGCGUGUCGAGAUCCUACGGGGUAAAUUACCGCACAAGUCAGGAAGACACUGGCUGCAAAAAUCGCCUAGUAGCG